ACACACACACACACACACGGAAAUAAUUAAGCACACGUCAUUAAUGUAGGUGUGACAGUGUGUAAUUGCUUUGAUUGUGUCCAAUCUUGUUGCGCCACAGGUAUCAGGGUUGCCAUGCAGCACAUGUUGAACUUUAAUAGUAUAAAACAAAUUAGAUUUAUAUAAACGCAUAGACAGCAAAGAAGUGCACACUUCACCACCAAGAGUUAAUGAGGUGCUUGGUGUCUUAACUACACGCGCCUCCGUCUUAUGACGUCAUAACGGUCCCUUAUAAACCAAAGCUGCGCACUUUCCUGCAGAGCGAAGUUGCUUUCGACAGAACAUACUUAAAAUGAGCUCUUCACGCGCUUACUGCUUUUUUAUCUUCUUUUUAUUCUACUUUAUUAUCUACUUUUUGAGUGCAGUGCGGGUCGGAAAAUGCACGCCACCGACCUGCUACUCACGCGCUCUCCAACUCAGUAAGGAGAUAAUGGACGUUUUGGAGAAGACGCACAGGUCUCCGCGCACGAAAGACUGCGCUUUUAGGUUCCCUAAAAUGUUUCUGGAUAUUCACAAUUCCUGUGUGACCCUUAAGUUGCAAGACUUCAUUUAUGCGCUGGAGAAUCUGCCAACGGAGCACUGCAGGACGCGACCUCGAAUUGUCUUGUUGAUAUGCAAAAUCCGCAUGCUUUAUGAGAUCAUAAGACGUGCUUGCUAUCAGGACAUAGUGUUCCGGACCAGCGACUGUGAGGCUCUGGAUACGGGUAUCAGUCAACCACAAUACAUGGAGGAAACACUGCAACUACUGGAGGACACAAUAUGAGAUAGCCAGACACACACACACACACACACAAUGAAAACUGAGAAAGUUGAAAAUGUACAAAUACACACACACAUACACACACACAAUGAAAACUGAGAAAGUUGAAAAUGUGCAAAUACACACACACAUACACACAAACAAAAGCAUGUUUUUGUGUGUGUUUGAGAGACUGAGGGAGAAAGAGACUACAUUCCAGCAGCAAAAGGAAAAUUUUCUACCGGAAACAGUUUGAAUAGCCACUGACCGUGACUUAUUUAUCGUAACACACACACACUUUCGUGUGUAAAUUGUGUAAUGGUCCACUGAGACAGUGUAUGAGCACUCUGAAUUCUUUUUUCCCCUUGUAGCUUUGGCUAUAUAGUGCUCAUUGCUUAACUCUUCACUCUUCCCUCCUUGCUUACCACAAAUGGUCAUGCACCAUAUCAUUAAAUGGGUCAAAAUCAUAUACAUCAUCUUCAUCUUAACAUUCAGUUUUAAAGCCUUUCACUCAUAGUCUUUCUGUGUAACUAACUAUAUUAUAGCAGGAAUAUGCAUAACUACACGAACAAGCUAACUUUGUAGCUAUUGAUAGUAUGUUUCUCCAAUAACAACCGUGUUGUGUAAUGCUUACCAGAUGUUAAUUAGAAUCUAUUCAUAGUUCCAGUGACCACGAAAUGAACUGUUUAUGAUAAUGCUGAUUGGUAAAAUUUCUGAGCUUGUUGCAAACAAUAGCAUUAACAAUGUUAAAAAUGAACAGCGCAGUUUUUGUUUUAUCUUUAUAUCAAGUAGAGUUACUGGUAACUCUACUUGAUAUAAAGAUAAAACAUACAGUAUGUUAUGUAACUAUAAAACUAGUUCUUGUUUAAUCUGAAACUAGGUGGCAUGCAGAAUGAGUCUUGCUCCAGGAGGGUACUGGGUUUUUACACUUUCCUAAAUUAUACCAAAGAAUUGAUCACGAACAGUAUCAGAAAGCAAACUGUGGUCAGACUCUUAGGAAAAAUUAGCUCCACUCAAACAAAAUAUACAUAUACAAAUUGUAUUAAAUGUAUAAGAAUGA
Messenger RNA from Tachysurus fulvidraco (yellow catfish), 1838 nucleotides. Its product is annotated as cytokine-like protein 1. The record is from RefSeq and is a predicted model, not a curated record. NCBI's taxonomy places the organism in Eukaryota, Metazoa, Chordata, Actinopteri, Siluriformes, Bagridae. Gene Ontology annotation, biological process: positive regulation of transcription by RNA polymerase II.